Messenger RNA from Vanessa atalanta (red admiral), 1452 nucleotides. RefSeq lists its product as uncharacterized. The transcript has 3 exons. Gene Ontology annotation, molecular function: nucleic acid binding; zinc ion binding. NCBI's taxonomy places the organism in Eukaryota, Metazoa, Arthropoda, Insecta, Lepidoptera, Nymphalidae. The record is from RefSeq and is a predicted model, not a curated record. Bases 1 to 1452 code for a protein of 483 amino acids.
AUGGCUAAUGAAGAUGGUAUUUUCAAUGAAAGCACCCCUCCUCUUACAUCAGAAGAGGGGAUGAACCAACGCCAUCAAUCGAUUUCUGGAAACUCGGCAACGAUGGCUCUUUUAGCUAACACAUUUAAGGAUACUAUGUGUGAAAUGAUGAUGCAAAUGUCUCAAGAAAAUCAUGCUGCUCUUACUGAGAUGAUGAAAAUGUUUAGAUCUGAAGAGAGCCGCUCAGUUCGUAUUUCAGAUAUUUAUUUUCCAAGUUUUGAUCCUGAUAAAGGCAUUGUUAAUGACGUAAGGGAAUGGGUAGACCUAAUAACAAGAACACAGCAAGAAUACAAGUUGAAGGAUCACGAAGUGCGACUUAAGGCUGCUGGUGUUCUAAAAGGAAGAGCGCAAACUUGGGCUGAUGAUUGUCUGCUCAGAACAACCACUUGGGCGGAAAUGAAAGAAGAUAUGCUACAAACCUUCGAGCCAGAAUCAAGAUACUUUUCAGAGGUACUCAAAUUUAGAAGAUAUGGUAUUAACGACGCUGAAAGCAUCCCUGAAUACAUAUCUAAUGUAUGGAAAAUGUUCAAAAGGAUUGUUAAACCUGAUCCUACUGACCAAGACGCUGUUGAAUUUGUAAUUGGCAGUAUUAAAGAAGACGGGCUUCGGACAGAACUUCUUAACGCCAAAUGUCAAUCUGUCCCGGAGCUCAUUGCGAUUGCCAAAACCAUGCGAUGCACAUAUCCUCCUACUCAAGAACGUUUAUCCAGCAAAAGGAUGAAAGUCGACCGUGAUAGAUCGGAUCAAGGUAUGACAUGUUUUGUAUGUGGUAAACGAGGACAUCGAGCUCGAUGGUGUAAUCAAAAUGCCAUUAAAAAUGGAGAAGACAGGCUAUGCGUGGACUACAGAGAACUCAACACAAACACCGUAAGAGAUAAUUACCCACUACCUUUAAUCUCUGAACAGCUAGACCAGCUCGCUGAUGCCAAAUAUUUCACUUGUCUUGACAUGGCCGCUGGUUUUCACCAAGUACCUAUAUCUGAAGCAUCUAUUGAGAAAACUGCAUUUGUUACACCUGACGGGCAGUAUGAAUACUUAACAAUGCCUUUUGGUUUAACCAAUGCGCUGUCAGUCUAUCAAAGAGCAAUAAAUAAGGCACUAGGGGAACUUAGAGGUAAAGUAGCAUUGGUAUACAUGGAUGAUGUACUUAUACCGAGCAAAACGAUUAAUGAAGGCAUCCAUAAAUUGAAACUAGUUCUAGGAAAUCUUACAAAGUGUGGAUUUUGUAUCCAUAUUGUGAAAUGCUCAUUUCUGAAGAUUUCUAUCGAAUAUCUCGGAUUCAUUGUGGCCAAUGGAAAGGUAAGACCUAGCUCAUCUAAGGUUGAUGCAUUAGCCAGAACCCCACCGCCGACAAAUGUGAAGCAGUUAAGACAAUUUAACGGGUUAGCGCUGUUGGACUUGGAGCUGUGCUAA